AUGUUGCCCAUGCUGUCAAGUUUCCACACACUAAUUGCCCUCUUGGCCAGCAUCUCUCUUGUGAACGCAUGUCAUCCACAGUUUGAAAAAGAACUGCGGUAUUUGGAUCUUUAUCUGGGUGUCCGACCAGACAACGACGGAGUUAUUCCAUCUAAAGACUCAUCGAAAUUCGCCUCUUACAUAACUUCACCUGAGGAGCUCAAUUGCGAUUUGGAAAGUGAAUGUUUAUGGAAGAAUGCACCCAGCGAUAACCUACUUGACACAUCUGAUUUCUGGUACUUCAAGGUAUGUUUCGGGAUGAAUCUUCGAUGUGGAUCGAGAAAAUGCCAAAAUGCUUCCGGUUCAAAUCCAGCCUGGUCGAGCGGAGAUAUUGCUCUAGGGUCACAUCUAUUAAUAGCCGGGAACACUUCAGUCGUUGCUGACAGCGCCACACUUGUCAGUGCACCAAUUGCUUGUCAGAGGAAACCGGGCGCGUUCCCGUCGAUAUUCGGUUCAAAGCCACUGCUGCCAAAAUCUCCGAAACCGAUCCAGAAGCUCUCCGAUUUGGAUUGUGCUCAUCCGCAGAAGAAAUGCAGAUAUCCUCCGCCGACAAAAACUACCCAAACAUCGUCAUUUCUGUUUCUAGCCGUGGAUGCGCUUGCACCCAGACGUUAUGCUACUCUUCGCAGCGAUCUGAUUCCAUGUACACAGGCAACUACUACUCUUUCUAUGAAAUACUGGCUCAAAGCCGGUACUCAAGUCGAAAUAUGUGCAAUAGAUGUCGAUGGUAUAAGGUUAAGCUGCGGAUAUCUCAGCGAAGAAGAUUCACCUGGCCCGAUUGAAAUCGAUGUCGAUGCCUACCAUCGACCAUAUAGGGUAUGUCUUUAG
Messenger RNA from Cooperia oncophora, 867 nucleotides. NCBI's taxonomy places the organism in Eukaryota, Metazoa, Nematoda, Chromadorea, Rhabditida, Trichostrongylidae. The record is from the annotation of a GenBank genome assembly.